Maylandia zebra (zebra mbuna) is the source of this 2338-nucleotide messenger RNA. NCBI's taxonomy places the organism in Eukaryota, Metazoa, Chordata, Actinopteri, Cichliformes, Cichlidae. The record is from RefSeq and is a predicted model, not a curated record.
AUGACUGUUGGGGAAAAAAACCCAAAAAAGCCAAAUAAAACCAUCUUACUCGUGGGUGAAACGGGAGCAGGAAAAUCUACUUUGAUCAACGCUCUAGUCAACUUCACCAUGGGGGUUCAGUUUGAGGAUGGAGUCUGGUUUCAGAUUAUAGAUGAGGAGAAGAGAAGUCAGACAGAAAGUCAGACAUCAGAUGUGAUCGUGUAUGACAUCUUUGGUUUUGAAGAUAAAACUCUGCCCUACUCUCUGACCUACUCUCUGACCAUCAUUGAUACUCCUGGAUAUGGAGACACCAGAGGUACUGAAAUGGAUGAUAGCAUCAGUGAAAGACUAUUAGACUUGUUUCAAUCAGAGGAUGGAGUUAACAAAAUUCAUGCAGUGGGUCUGGUGAUGAAGGCAAGUGAGAAUCGUCUGACUGACCGACAGAAGUACAUCUUUGAUUCAGUGGUGUCUUUGUUUGGAAAAGACCUGGAGAAAAGCAUUGUUGCUCUCAUCACACACUCAGAUGGAGUAACACCUAAAAAUGCUCUCAAAGCUCUCGAAAUUGCAAAAAUUGAAUGUCCAAGAAAUGGAAAUAAUGAGCCUGUUCACUUCCUGUUUAAUAACCAACAGAGAAAAGAGAGAACAGAAAAAAAUGAAUCUUGUUUGGAGACAGCAUGGAGAACAACAGAGAGAGGAAUGGAUGAGCUCGCAGCUUUUCUAGAAAAAACUGCACCUGAAAAGUUGGUGGUAACAACUGAAGUGUUACGUGAACGCAACAGACUGAAAGCCUGCAUACAAAACUUGAAAGAGAGAAUAAAUGAAGUUGAACUCAAGCAAACCGAAGCCAGACAGAGACAAGAAGUGUUAGAGAAACAUAAAAAAGAGAUGCAAAACAAUGAAAAUUUCUCUGUCGAAGUUCUGGAGAUUUACAAAGAGAAAGAAUAUAUAAAAUCUGGGUGGUGGGGUUUGGUGUUUUAUAGUGGUACUGUCUGCUGUACAAACUGUCAGGAGAACUGUCACUUGGAUUGCAGAAUGGCCUGGUAUCCUGGACAGUGUGAUGUCAUGAAAGGAGGCUACUGCACUUCUUGCACCAGGAAGUGUCGUGCAUCAGAUCAUGUGAAAGAAAAUUGGAGAUAUGUGCAGAAAACAAGGAAAGUCUGGCAGACAUCAGAAGACAUGAAAAAGAAGUAUGAAAAAAAUAAGUCUGAAAGUCAAAAGCAGAUGAGCCUUCUGGAACACCUUCAAGAGGAAAUAAGCCAACUGGCAGCAAAGAAGUCACAGUUACUUGGUGAGUGCUACCAACGACUUGUCACACUGGAGCAGAUCGCUCUGAAAGCUGGUUCAGCAUCCACUUUUGUCCACUUGGACUUCCUGAUUGAGAAGAUGAAGGAGGAACAAAACACAGAGAAGGUCCAGAAACUGGAGGAAAUGAGAAAGAGAGUGGAUGAAGGAACCAGAGUAGGGUCAUUGUAUAUGCAGGGAAAAAACUAGAGAAGUGGAAAAAGUGGGGUUAGGGGUAGGAAUGGAUGACUGAGCCUUUGUCCAGACAGAGACAGGAGAGGCGGAGUCCAUCCCCCAAACGGGUUGCCCUGUUUGACCCCGGAAAAAGUUUUGGGAAAGGUUCUUCCUACUGUGUUCUAUUCUGCUCAUUUUCUUCCGAUGAGCCGUGUUUUUGUUUUUUGGGGGGGGUUUUUAUAAAUUUUUUUGUGUAGUUUUUUUUUUGUUCCCUGUUGGGUUUGUUAUUCCCGAAGGAAACCCACCCUGCUGGUUGUCACGAUUACCGGAAAGCCUGCUGACACCAUUGGGUCCUCAGUCUUUGGUUAAUUUUUGCGUUUGUGUUGUGUUUUAUGUUUUGUAUAUUGUUGUAGUUUUUGUGAUUUGGGUUCGCCUUUAUCUAAGUAAUUAUAACUCUUAUAUGAGCUUUUAUGAGGCGAGAAAUAAAUAUAGAAAAUAAAAAGAAAGAAAAAAUUUUUAAAAAGUUUUAUUUAAUUAAUUAUUAAGAUCAAGAAAAUGGUGUGCCGUACACGCAAUGAUUCGACCCUUCAAGGUUCUUCUUCAGGCGCUUGGCACACAAAGAAACUGCUGACAAAAAUGUGGCUGUAAUGCACAGUUCUGUGGCUGGUAAGAGAUGUUCACUCUUCAACGCUCCAAAUCCGAAUGAGCUCCUGGCUGACUCCACCUCCCUUUAUACUGACUGUGUGUGUUUUUUAUGUUUUGUCAAUCCAUUUCCAAUUCUCCUUUUGUAAAACGUGUAUUAACCUUCUGCAUGUGAAUCCUUUUUACCAUUACCCUUAAAUAUGAACUCUAAACAUUUUACAAUACACUGUUUUUAAUAUUUAAUCUUUUUAACUGUAUUUGU